Messenger RNA from Penicillium alfredii, 1890 nucleotides. RefSeq lists its product as uncharacterized. The record is from RefSeq and is a predicted model, not a curated record. Lineage: Eukaryota; Fungi; Ascomycota; Eurotiomycetes; Eurotiales; Aspergillaceae. The coding region runs from base 1 to 1890 and encodes 629 amino acids. The transcript is spliced from 4 exons.
AUGUUGGCCGUGGAUCCCGCCCGUCUCAAGCAAUCCUACUACCAGGCCAUGGACCCGACUCUAGUGGAUAUCUUCCCAUUCCCGGUGGACAGUGCUCCCCAAUACGCCCCAACUCUCACCCGCGUCUCCCAGCCUUUCUAUGAUACCCCGUCUGUAUACGAGUCCGACGUCCACAACCCUUCCAAUUUCUCUUCUAUGCCCGCUACUCCCCCCCUCUCAUCAGGCCCGUCCAUUGCAAGCGCAUCCUCCUCAGCCAUUGGCUCGCCAUACUCGGGGACUGCUCAGGCCUUCCAGGACAACUGGGUCAAUACCAACCACGGCUUGGGUCUGCCCACGGCUGUGAUGAACGAUUUAUUUCCUAAUGAAUUUGUGGGGAGCACCGUCGACUUGGACGGGCUCUACCAAGAAAAGUUUCCUGACACGUUUGUUGAUCCUUCCCUGAUCCAGCCCGUCCAAUCUGGCCCCGGAUUCUCUCCGCCCACCAUCUCCUACCCCGAACAACCCAACCCUCCCUACUCUGCGGUCCCCCCCAACUUCAUCCCCCAAUCUCCCGCUGCAUCGCCUGUCCCCUACAGCGACAAUGCAGAGCCGCACCCGUCCCCCCGGUUACAUCCGGGGUCGCGGUCCGGGCCGUCGCCGCUGAUGAUGCAUGCCAACUCGCACUCGCGCCCCGUGUCCGUCUACGACCGACGGUCGUCCAUCUCGUCGAUCCGGUCGCGGCACUCGCAGCACAGCCCGGCGCUGAGCAGCAUUGAUGCCGACGACGAGACCAAGGAAAAAGGCCGAUGCCCACACCCGGACUGCGGGCGGAUCUUCAAAGAUCUUAAAGCCCACAUGCUCACGCACCAGUCCGAACGCCCAGAGAAAUGCCCCAUCGUGACGUGCGAGUACCACACCAAGGGCUUCGCGCGCAAGUACGACAAGAACCGCCACACCCUGACCCACUACAAGGGCACGAUGGUGUGCGGCUUCUGCCCGGGCUCGGGGUCUCCCGCUGAGAAGAGCUUCAACCGCGCCGACGUUUUCAAGCGCCAUCUGACCGCAGUGCAUGGCGUCGAGCAGACCCCGCCCAACUGCCGCAAGCGCAGUCCAACCGGCUCCACCAAGCGCGGCAUGAACUACGGCAGCGAUGCCACGGGCAAGUGUUCCACUUGCUCGGCGACGUUCAGCAACGCCCAGGACUUCUACGAGCACCUGGACGACUGCGUGCUGCGCGUCGUGCAGCAGGAAGAGCCCUCCGAGGCCAUCAACCAGCAGCGGCUGGCCGAGGUGGCCUCGGACGAGGAGGUGCAGAAGACCAUGGAAAAGCACCAGCUCGUCGACGCGGCCGGCUCCUCCGUCGACCCCUUCGAUGAACACGACGACGACGAUGAUCACGACUCUCACGACCCCGCCAGUUGGCGCUCCGGCCGCGGCGGCCUGAAAUCCUCCAAGGGUGCCACCGGCAGCUCCGCGGGGUCCUCGCGCGCCAUCAUUAGGACUGGCAGUGCCGUCUCGAAGCAAUCUUCGUCAUCUGCUGCCACCAAGGCGCCCCGCGCCGUGGCGACUCGCCGCCGCAACAACCGCGGCAAUUACCCGCAGUCCUGGGGCUGCCCCAACAGCAGCAUGAAGACCAAGAAGCGCGUGCUGUGUGUAUUUGACGGCCAGCGCCGCCUGUCCGUCUCCGUCUCCCCGGCGCCGCCGGUGCCUCCCCACCGCGAUGCCUACGUCACCGACCUCGACGUCGAGACCAUGAAGCGUGCCGAGGGUGUGCUGAGUGCCUCCGAUGCCGAGCGCGGGCCCUGGAUUGAUGGUCCCUCGCCGCAUCUCAUGGGGCAGCCGGCCAUGCUGCUGCCGGAGCUGGGACACUCGCACGAUGACGAGGUUUCCCUUAACGAAUUGAUGGCCUAA